AUGUGUGCGUGUGUCUUGUUUCCUCAAGUUGUGACCUCAAGUUGUGAGCAGUUAUUCCUGCCACAACCCGCCCUCAUGGCAUCGUUUCUUUGGUGCAUCAGCGCCUUCGGGUUUCUGUGCAGAUCGACUGCACAGGAUCCGGUGUUCUUGCAGAUAUGGAGCCAAAACGAGCAGAGGCAAGGUCUGCCUUCACUGGCUUCACCGCCUUCUGCUCCCAAGAUGGAAGGAAAGUACCAAGUGCUCAUCCCCAAACCCACCAGACAUGCCUCUGGUGCCGAUGUCUUUCAUUUGACCCAGCAAAUUCUUGAAGCUUUGAAGGAAGCAGCCAAAGCUGCAGGAGGAGAGACCUGGAAGAUUGUGAAUGCCCAGUUCUUCUCGCGUCUCUCAAGCUUGCCCAGCUUGGAAUCUUCGAGCGUUGAAAGAUCGGACUUUCGGGUGGACUUUCUUCAUCAGAUCGAUGAACCCACUGCUACGAGCCUCCGGGAGCAUCCGCGGGAUCGGACCGAGGCGUACUCGUUGAACGUCACCCAACACGAUAUCCUGAUCGCGGCCAGAAGCAGCUGGGCGUUGGCCAAUGCGAUGGCGACCCUCUAUCAGCUGGUUUCGGUUCAAGUGACCGACGGCGCCCAUGUUUCAAUGUCCAUUCCUGGCUGUCCUCACUACAUCGAAGACCAGCCUGGUUUUGUUCACCGGGGAGUGCUGCUGGAUGUUUCAAGGCAAUGGUAUUCGGUUCCAUGGAUAAAGUUUUUGAUUGCAGCACUUUCGGAAUUCAAAAUCAACGUUUUGCACUUGCACCUCACGGAUACUGCCUCAUGGCCUGUGGAGAUAGAAGGCUACCCGGAGAUGACGCAGGCGCUUAGCUAUCGCGAUAUUAAUGGCAAUCCUUUGACGUACUCACGCAGUGACAUCAGAGAGAUGGUGGAGUUUGCCCGGGUCCGAGGGGUAUCCAUCUUGCCGGAGAUUGAUGGCCCGAUGCAUGCGCCCGCCUUGGCCGCGGCCUUGAACCUCACGGUGGCCGCGACAGUGAACUUUUCGCUGCCGCAAUUCGCCUACGAACCGCCACCGGGCACAUGGAACAUCUCCAGUUUGAGAGCCAUGCAAUUCGUGAGAACUGCUCUGGAACAGGCUGAAGAGGAUUUCUUCACCGCCCCAUUCCUGCACGUGGGCGGAGAUGAACCCACUGCUGCAUCCCUAUGCGUAUUGCUGGACGAGCCCCUGAGGGAGUUCUGCUGGGAACAAUGCACUUCCACUUCGGUCAAGGGCUGUGGUGCUGUGCCAAAGAAGCCCAAAGAGGCCAAGAGCGGUGUCACCUGGUGGUUUCCAGAGUAUCUCAACGCCAAAGUGCAGGACUACUUCGACAGCGUCACGCCCUCUCCUGCCAAGAUUCCAAGGGCAAUUUGGUCCGGUGCUGUAACAGACAUGGGAGUGGAAGUACCCCCGACUGACUUGAAGCAUAAGUCUGCGCUUCAGCUGUGGACAUUUCCAUCAUCAUCUUCUACAUCACAGUCCAUUUCCGAAGCGGAUUGCCAGAAGUAUGACCUGAUCCAAAGCGCUGCGACUUACCCACAGGACGGCUCGACCUACGGCUGGCUCUACAUGGAUUGCGGAUCUGGAGCCAAUUGGAUUGAUAUGGGUCCCAACUACUGGUGUCCUCGUGCUUCCUGGGCAGCGCUCUACUCGCUCAACGCCACGCAAGGAUAUGGUGAUGGAUUGACGACUUCUCGCUGCCAAGAAGCUUUUCUAGGAGCUGAGAUGGCACUUUGGUCCGAGGUCGGAGGGAUGGGCAAUGGGAUGGCCCUGGUCUUCCCUCGCGCCGCCGCCUUUGCCGAGCGCAUGUGGAGUAAUCCACCUGCCUUGACGGCUGAGCAAAUGACUGGGGGUCAGCCACCUGAGAGCUAUUGGCAGAGUCACCUAAGAGAUGCCAUGGCACGACUGAAUCAAGUCGUCGCCAACUUUGAGCUGCUUCAUCUAGGUGUCUCGCACCUGCAACCGGAGUUUUGCCGCGUUCAUCCUGAGUACUGCAACACCUACACUAAAGGCUUCUAUGAGGAAUCUGAGGCAUGA
This is a messenger RNA of Durusdinium trenchii, 2064 nucleotides long. NCBI's taxonomy places the organism in Eukaryota, Dinophyceae, Suessiales, Symbiodiniaceae. The record is from the annotation of a GenBank genome assembly.